GAUGAUGAAGAAGACGACGAUGACGACGAUGACGACGAUCGAGUCGAUGUCGACGAUGAGGAUGACGAGGACGAGCUUGCCAAAAUACUCAUACCUAAGGAUCUCGCUGCUUGCAACUUGCUGGACAGCGAUAAAGCCACUGCCAAUAACGUCUCGCACAGAGAAAGCACUGACAACGACGACGAUUCGUUCGAUAAACUUGUCGCGCUUACUAGCGAGCUUUCGGUUAGCGAACGUCAACAAGCAGCUCAGCAUAAAGUUGAUACAAGUAUUAUGAAUAAUAGAGGAGCUAAAAAAAAGACUGAUACCACCACUGACAGUGCCAGAUGCAGUGCAACUUCUACUAAUGCUACUACUAAUACUAACUUUGUCAAACCUUUUCUCAAUGGUGCUGCUGGAACAUUUGAAAAUACUGUCAAUACCAUUGAAAGCGGUAUUGGCAAGUUGAAAAUGGACCUCAAUGCUGCAAGUAUUAACAUUGAAAAUAUCCCUCACAUGACAGAUAUCACUAGUGAUACUGUUGACGGAGCAGAGGAAAAAUCAAAUGAAGCUCAAGAAAAUGCAGCUGUACUUGAAUUCAAACAGCUGUGCCAUUCUAAAGAAGCAGCUGAUGAUGAUUCGUGCAAUUGUGAAGACUGUAAAUGGAAAAAACAAGAUCUGACAGCAGAAGAUUUACAAGAAAUGAUGAAGUUGAGGUGUCUUGGUAUGGAGUUAAGACAGUAUAUAAGAUACACUUUCAAUUGGUUUAUGACCACUUCUGGAUUCUCCCCUUCUAUUCAACCUCCGUGCCUAGAUUUAGAUUCAUUUGAAAAUUUUGUAGAACUUCGUGAAUCUGUGGUGAUACUAUGUGAAAGAGUACCUUACCAUUUAUUCAGAUGGCUUGUGGGACAGGCUCAAGAAUUUGUGAUUGGUGUUAAAGUUCAAUUGGUUACUCUUUUAUACGAUCAUUCUAUCAAUAAUUUACCAGAAGUUUUUUUAACAAAAUUGCUUGAUGGAUAUGAAGCUGUAUUAGCAACUGCAGUGUAUAUAUCUGACCUAUUGGAACCAUUGCAUACAGUUCUUUUAAGUAAAGUUAAUUUGACAUGGGGGUACAUAAAUAAGAGUUUGUAUCAGCACUACGUUUAUAGUGAUCCUUUGAUACAAAAUAAUUUACCUCCAUUCAUUGGACAGUUAAGGAAACAUGUGCCACUUAAAGGUUCAGAAUUUUAUUAUCUUGUGCAUCGAUAUCUUGCAUUCGAUGAUGAAAUAACCAAAGUUGGACCUUUAUGUCCAGAAAUUGAACGGUUAAUCGAUAAAUAUAAUGCAGAGCAAGUUACUGGUUCUGUUAUGAAGAAAGUAAGGGAAGACUUUGAAAGAUUCAAAACCAGACUGAAACAUUCAAGUAGCGAUGCAACUAAAGAAUCUGAUAAAGAAUUGGAAGAAGAUGUUAAUGCAGUACAAAAUGAAAUAAAAAACCUGGAUUUACAGUCGUGCAAUCUUCCAAAUGCAUUCGAAAUACAAAGUAUGUUUAAUGAUUGGAAAAAAUCUCCUCAACAGAGGCUUGCUGAUUUAGUAGAAGCACUAACUUUUUCAUCUACAUUAGCAGAUGAUAAGUCGAGAGCAGCAUCAAAAGAAAAAAAAUGCUACCCUUCAUGUUUAGAAAAAACAGUAAAAGAGAAUAUUCGUCAAACUUAUGUAUGUGGUGAAACUUCUGUUCAUCCAUCUGGUGGCCUUAUUAGCUGGGGAUUUUCUCCACCGGGUGCCAAAGAGUGGAAAAAAGGAGAUAUUGUUGAAUUUUUGCCAGCCAGUAAAUAUAUUGAGACCCUCAAAGACAAAGAACGGCCAAAUAUUGAAAUUAAUUUAGAUUUUGAAUUUAAAAAUUUAAUAGCAAAACAUGGAGAUAACAAGGAGACAGCUGCUGCUAUCCCAUCCUGUGCACCACAACCAGCGGUGUUGACGCAAACUGUUGAACCAAUAAAGGAGCCUGUAAAAAAAGUAUCAAAAACCUCAAUGGCCCAAACAGUGCAAACUCAAACUAGACACUCAACUACACAAACUCCAAGUACAAAUAGCCAUAAUACUACCCAUGUACAUCGUCAUCAAGGCAGAUGUCCUUCUCAUACGCAUAUGCAUGGAAACACAUCCAACAAUGUAUUUAAAUUAGGUUCUGGCUCUCAUCGAACCCAUGUAGGACAUAACAAUCAUCCAUCAACACCAUCCUGUCAUAAACAGCAGCAUAUUGUUGAACAUAUAAAACGAUUGCCAACCAGUGACUUGAGUCCUGGAGAAAAUGGUGAAUGUUCCGAUUCGGCUAGCAGCCACGGUGAUUCUUGCUCGGCAACAAACAGUCCAACACCUAGAGAUUCCAAUAGACAUUGUGAUUGCUGUUAUUGUGAAGUAUUCGGUCAUGGUGUUCCAUCGGUUGCACCAGUGAGCCGUAACUACAAUGAAAUGCGGGAGAGGCUCAGACAGCUUCUUUCAAAGAAAAAAGCUAAGGUCUGUAAGGCUACAUAUUCUCCUCUUCCUGUGACAUCUGUCGAAGUUUCACUGUCAUCGUCCUCUUUAUCUUCAUCUUCGUCGACUUCUUCUACGGCUACAAAUGGCAGCGGAGGUGCCGGUGUCAACGGAAGCGCUGUAAAUGCUGUCCAAAGCAAUGCGUCAUCACUGCCACAUCCAGCUACGAGAACCAAUAUAGCCUUGACUGCCAAUUUAAAGUCUGUUUCACAAACCUUGAACUCAAGUAAUGUAAAACCGACGAAUGUAACUCGAGGGACUGCUCCAGUCAAGAUAAAAGACGAUUGGAAUAUCGAUGCCGCUAUUGAGUUUGUAGAAGGCACUCAGUCGGGAAAAAAAGAUAUGAAAAAAGCCGAGAAGAAAGCUCGACAAAAGCAGCGAAAGCUCGAAGAAAAAUUGCAAAAGGAUAAAGAAGAAGACGACAAGCUAAGAUUAAUCGAACUCCAGAAAAAAGCAUCCGAGAUCUCUAUAAGCGUCGUUAAUUCUCAGACUAAAGCCUCACAGAAAAGUCAACGUAAACUACCUGAAGUACCUAAUGUUUCAUUACCUACUGCAAUGGCGAAUAAACAACAGCAAAACUUAAACUCAAAGAAAAAAAAUAGUAUCGCCACUAAUGCACCAACAACAAUUGCAGUAAACAUUAACAAUAAGAACAGUAAAAAUAAGUCUGGGUUGGUGUCGACAACUACCACGCAAACUACUACUUUUACAGAUACAUCCACAACACACACAUUCAAGGUAGACAAUUCAAAACAAAAGAAGACGGCUAAUGCAGAUAAGAAUAACCAAAUGCAAUCUAACAAUAAAUCAAAAGGAAAAAGUAGCAGUAAUGUAAGCCAGAUGAAAGCUGUUGAAAUACCAACUGCAGACGAGAUUGAUCUUGCUAGUAUGACAAAAAAAGAAAGAAAAAAACUCCGGCGACAAAUGGAAAAACAAGAGGCUCUCAAGAAAGAACAACUAGAAAAUAAUCAAGUUUCUGCUUCGGGACAACAAGGUGGUGACAAUAUGCAAAUUGUUACUAUAAAACGGAUCUUAGAAUCAACAAGUACUGAGCCAACUGUCACGAUAACGCUUAAAGGUCAAACGCCAGCAGAAGAUAGGGUACUUUUUACUUUAGUCAAUGGACAGACUAAAGCACUUACAGAUGAAAAAAAUCAGACAAGUGGCAAAAAAAAGAAAAAUAAAACUGGUAAUAGUACUGAACAACUACAAACAUCACAGCAGCAACAAAAUCAGCCAACUAAUAGUAAUAAAUCUCAAAAGUCACAAAACAAUCCUAAUAAUAAUACGAAUAAAUCUAAGGUAGAUCAAAAACAAGAUUCUAAAAUCACAAAGCAACAACAAAAAGUUCAACAACAGCAACAAUCGCAACAGUCUUCUAAAGAUAAGAAUAAAAAUAAAAUUUCAGAGGAACAGAAAUCUAAUCAACAGCAACAACAAGUUACAACAGAAGUUAAAAGUACAAAAUCUAAAAAAGACAAAAAGAACAGUGAAAAUAAAGAAAAUGCCACUAAACAAGUUAAUGAAACAUUACUAAAACAAGACAUGAACACCAAUAAGAAAUCAAAAAAGACUGGAGGGCAACAGCAGCAACAACAACAACAACAUCAACAGCAACAGCAACAGCAACAACAACAACAGCAACAACAACAACAACAACAACAACAACAACAAGUAAAUGCUAGCGGUAAAAAUGCUAAAACAAACAAAAGCCAAAAAAAGAAUCAAGUUAACAAUCAAACACCUACAACCACAAAGGGUAAUAACAAUCAACAAACUUCUAUGCAGGCCAACAAUCAAAAAGCGUCAAAGCUUAAUCAAAAUACGACAAACCAGCAAAAACAAACCCAACAGCACCAACUCAGUCCCCCUGCUCAAAUGGCAAAAAAAGAUGCGAUGGAAGGUUCGUCCGCAUCGCGUAGGGAAUCAGCGAAUAACCUACCUAUUAAUAUCGGUAAUAUCAAACUUCCACCGGGCAUUACUUUAACGAAAAUUCAUGUCAUACCAAAACUUCCACCGACCAAAUCAACUCCCAUUACACCAAAACCAGCGCCUGUGACUCAACUGCCUAAACAGCAGACAAUCAUAGCUUCACCUAUGAGUAUGCAUUCAAACUUUGGAUCCCCUCAAGCAAACAACAAUGUUAUUGUAGUCGACACCGGAAAAUUGAAGCAAGAAAUGUCUUCAAACCAGCCGCAACCUACUGAAUCGAAGAAAAAAAAGAAAAAGAAGAAUAAAGCUGCGGCCGCAGCUGCAGCUUCAGCUUCAGCUUCAGCUUCAGUAGGUAAUAGCAAUGGACCGAUGUCUUUCUUAAGUGGAAAUCCUGAAUCGGCUCGAAUUGAGCACAAUCCUGCCACGAAUAUGGUGACUAUAAGAAAUCCAGCCUUUGCAAUGCCACCGCCAGUGAAAACUGAAUCACCUCCUCAAUCACAGGCUGCUAUAAUUAAAUUACAAGAUAACGGCACAGUAACAAUUCGUAGUCCGGCGUUACAACAAGCAAUCAAUGCUGGAAUAGCUCAACCUUCUAAGCCUGAUUAUAUAUUCAAAGGAUCACCCCCUAAAUCAGAACCCACCAGACAGCCAACGAGCAGUAAUAAUAGCUUUAUGGACAGCGGUGAUUUAUUAAGUGUCAUGCGAGGUUCUAAUACCUUACCCUUACCAGCGGAAAUGUCUGAAUUGCGGAGACGAUUAGGCCCUCAACAACCAGCAAGCGAUUUCGACCGUUACAGUAGUGGUUUACCUAGUAUUCAAAUAAGUAAAGUUACAAAUGGUCAGACACCAAACAUACCUGAAAACGGAAUUCACCUGAAAGGUACGAGCGUGACGCUGACAAAAAUAAAAAGUCCCCAAGUAGAAGAAGCUGCAGCGAUGUUGCAGAGGCCGAGUGGCCAGGUGCAGCAACAGCAGCAACAGCAGCAGCAAAAUAGCGCGAGUAGCAAAAUUAGCAGUAAGAAGAAGAAGCGUGGUAGUGGUGCGAGACCCGGCGGUGAUGACUGGAACCUCGUUGAGAGUGUUUUCACGCCGAAGGACAUAGACUUGGAAGAUGGAGAAAUGGACGAUGCUGAGCGUGAACUCGAAGCAUUCAAACGUUUUUGUUUGCAAUCAGUGCCACCACCCCGCAAGGAAAAAGUCAAUCUCAAUAUCAAGGACAUUGUUUUGAAAAAAAAAUCAUCAUCCGCAGCGGCAGCUGUAGUAGCUGCCAUUUAACUUCUUUUAAUUCACAAAACUGCAACAAAGUUGCAAAUUUUCGUGCAUAUCUAUCACCUACAUUUUUUUUCAUAUAAUUUUUUUUACAAGAGAGUACUUUGAUUGGUAAAGAUAGAUGCUAUUCUAUCUACUUUGUUUACAUGUAUAAAAGUAUGUUUGUUUGAUGGUCAUGUUUUUUUGUUUAUUUACACACUUUCGUGGUCGAAACAGUUCUCAUAUUUGGUUUUCAUUCGAUUGACUUGUUAUUAAAAAAUGUGCAUACCUGCGAUGUUCAUCCCCUCGAAAUGGAAACAUCAAUGUGUAUUUUGCUUACACAAUACUUUGUACAUUACAAAAAAUCACUUAUCUAACGAUGUUUUUAAGCGUGUCAAACAUGACGAUAAUUUUUGCAAUUGGUGAUGACGACGAAGCUAUCGUGACAACGUGUGAUUAUAAUUAAUUAAGUUACACAAGAAUAUUAUACAGUUAGAGUGAGGUAUAUGCGUAUGGAAAAUGCAAAAUGCUCAACGAAAAAUUGUAAGUUUCUUUCCAGUAUGCCGAGAAAUUUUUCACAAAACUUACAUACAUACAGACGCAUAUACGCACUUGAAUCGUAUAAAAACAUUCACCGUAGAUAUUCCUUUUGCCUUAUUAUGUAUUCAUAAAUACAUAUGUAGAUUAUGCAUUAACCGAUAGAGUACGAAAAAGGUCUCACUGGGAAUAUUCUUACGCACUUUAUAGUGUAAACUAUUUACUAUUUCUUUUUUCACUUACUACCGUAUAUUAUUAUUACUUUUAAUUGAUUAUAUUUAGAAUAUAGUCGAAAGAAUCGUCGAGUUUUCGCUGCGCGAUGAAAUUGAAUAGAUGCAUGAGCCGAGGUAUGCGUUUGUACUAUCGCUCGGUGUAUACGUAUAUUCAUAUAAAAUAUGUAAAAUUAUGUAUGGUGCAUCUGCGAGAUUCAAUGAUGUAUACUUCAUUACUGAUAUCUACAUUUGUCUCGACUGGAGAAUAUAAAAGACUCGAAUGUAAUACAUUCUCAGUGAGUGAAAUUUCGUGGCCCUCGCCAAACGAAUGUAUAUUUCUUCGUGUGUCUCAGCACAUUCAUUAUAUAUAAAUAAUAAAUAAAAAAAGUGCGGAUGUAUUCGAUAGACUGCGCGAGGCGCUUACUCGUAAUAUGACUUAUUUUCACGGCGAAUAUGUAUAUAUACUUGCAGGUAUAUGAGUUAC
Trichogramma pretiosum is the source of this 6906-nucleotide messenger RNA. Its product is annotated as homeobox protein 5-like. Bases 274 to 5700 code for a protein of 1808 amino acids. The record is from RefSeq and is a predicted model, not a curated record. Gene Ontology annotation, cellular component: cytoplasm; nucleus. The transcript has 16 exons. Lineage: Eukaryota; Metazoa; Arthropoda; Insecta; Hymenoptera; Trichogrammatidae.